AUGUAUACGAAGAUAUCAUGUCUUGCAGCAAUCGGGAUUGCUUUGCUACCCUCCUGUGUGGUCGGACAGGGAAAGAAAAUUCCCUUCGGUCGCGAUGUGCAAAUACUAGCAGAGCUCGGAAUAGAGCCGGAUAUCGACCGUCCCGAGCACGCGACUGUGCAUUCAGCCAUUUCACACUCGGCAAUGUUGACGGUAAAAGACGAGUACAUCACGAUCCCAAUCGAUCACACCAAUUCGUCGGCGGGUACAUACAAGAAUCGAUUCUGGGUUAGCGACGAGUUCUACCAAGCUGGGAAACCGAUCUUGGUGUACGACGCUGGAGAGACAGACGCAGCAUCCGUCGCUGGGGCGCACCUCACGUCAUCGUUAUCAUUCUUCAGAUCAACCCUGCAGGAGUUCAAUGCCAUGGGCAUUGUUUGGGAGCACAGAUAUUAUGGCAAAUCGACUCCAUUCCCUGUGAAUUAUAAUACCCCACCAGAGCAUUAUAAAUACCUCACAACCAAGCAAGCGCUUGCAGACAUCCCGUAUUUUGCACAGAAUUUCAGUCGGAAAAGCCAUCCUGACGUCGAUCUCACGCCAAAAGGUACCCCCUGGAUAAUGAUCGGUGGCUCAUAUGCCGGGAUCCGUGCGUCCUUGACUCGUAACGAAUACCCGGAUACCAUCUAUGCUGCCUGGUCCUCCUCAGCACCAAUACAAGCCGAAGUGAACAUGACAAACUAUUUUGACCAAGUCCACCGGGGAUUAGUAGCGAGUGGGUGGACUAACUGCACCAAGGAUAUACGUGCCGGGCUAGAAUAUAUCGACGAACAGCUAUCGAGCAAUGAGACAGCAGGGGCGAUGAUGCAGCUGUUUCUCGGGCCGGGAGCCGAGAAGAACACAAACGGGGACUUCACGGCGGCUUUAGUGGCCAUGUACGGGAGCUUCCAGUCGUACGGGAUGAAUGGAGGUUCAGCAGGGCUGGGGGCGUUCUGCGAGUACAUGGAAACCGAUCCGAACACCAACCAAAGUGCCGGUCCCGACGGAUUGGCCCCGACGUACGGCAAGCAAUAUGUGGCGGAGCGCUGGGCGGCUUGGCCUGUGCUAACCGCCUUGGUCAACCAGAAUAUGGACACCAAUUGUAGGGGCCUGAAUUCAAGCCUCGCACAGGAAUGCGAUUUGAGCAAGCCGUAUGGCGACCCUUCGGCCAUCAGCUGGACCUGGCAGUACUGCACAGAAUGGGGGUUUUACCAGGCUAACAACGCAGGUCCUCAUGCGCUGCUCUCAAGUUACCAGACACUUGAGUAUCAGCAAUAUAUCUGCAAUCGGCAGUUCCCCGACGCCAUCAAGAAGGGGCUAUUACCGCCUCAGCCUCUGACGGACCAGACCAACCGGGACUUUGGCGGAUGGUCCAUCCGCCCAUCGAACACCUACACUAGUGGAGGAGAAUUCGAUCCGUGGCGGACAUUGUCCGUUCUCUCGACAGAGGACACGGCGCCCCAAGGCAUUCGGAUUUCAAACGAUAUCCCGCCCUGUGGGGUAAAGACCAAUGAAGAUACGGUCUUUGGAUACCUCAUGGAGAACUCAGAGCAUUGUUUCGACUUUCAGAUGCUCCCCACGGCGGGAAAACUGUCACGCGGACUGUUCACCUCGGCGCUGUUGCAGUGGCUACAGUGCUUCGGAACAGGAGCGGGGACGUCGCCCAAGAGUUGA
Molecule: messenger RNA, 1689 nt
Organism: Aspergillus saccharolyticus JOP 1030-1
Lineage: Eukaryota; Fungi; Ascomycota; Eurotiomycetes; Eurotiales; Aspergillaceae
Product: putative serine peptidase, family S28
Exons: 3
Coding region: 1-1689 (562 amino acids)
Biological process (GO): proteolysis
Molecular function (GO): dipeptidyl-peptidase activity; serine-type exopeptidase activity
Source: RefSeq, a predicted model, not a curated record